Messenger RNA from Bombus impatiens (common eastern bumble bee), 6746 nucleotides. Its product is annotated as high-affinity choline transporter 1. Gene Ontology annotation, cellular component: plasma membrane. The transcript is spliced from 14 exons. The coding region runs from base 382 to 3108 and encodes 908 amino acids. Gene Ontology annotation, molecular function: choline:sodium symporter activity. The record is from RefSeq and is a predicted model, not a curated record. Gene Ontology annotation, biological process: transmembrane transport; choline transport; acetylcholine biosynthetic process. Lineage: Eukaryota; Metazoa; Arthropoda; Insecta; Hymenoptera; Apidae.
UGCUUUCCACGCGUCUACGUUUUCUCUGUUCGUCGACCUCUUUCCGAACCGGUGACCUUUUUGGUCGCCGUUUCACGUAAACGAAAAAACGAGACACGACGUCGAUCUCCGUCCAAGGAGAUCCGAUUCCUAGUAUCCAGCUGGAAAUCGAAGCGGAGUCAGCAGUAUGGGGAUUCUCACGUGAGAGGCGUGUUCCGGGGUGGUCCACGAGAGAAAAAAGGAAUCCAAGGAAGGGACGAAAAAGCAAAAAAAAAAAAUAGAGGGGGCGACUCGCGGACGAAUUAAUAAUGCCGCGCGAGAGGAGCGCGGAGGAUCGGCUGAACUUUACUCACAGGGGAUCACGCAAUAAUCCCGGAAGAAGACAGAAGUGAAGCUACAACGAUGGGGGUAUACGUGAUAGGCUUGAUCGGCGUGAUCGUAUUUUAUGUGUUGGUGUUGGGUGUUGGUAUUUGGGCAGGCACUGUGAAGAAGAAAAAGUCACGCCAUGGCCAAGACGCAAUGAUAUUGGCGGAUCGUGGUUUAGGCCCGAUCCUCGGUAUCUUCACUUUGAUCGCCACGUGGGUUGGCGGCGCCUACGUGAACGGGACCGCUGAAUUGAUGUUUACCAGAGGAUUGGCCUGGUGUCAAGUGCCCUUCGGUUACAGCCUCAGUCUACUGUUCGGUGCGGUGUUAUUUGUACGACCAAUGAGGAAAGCGGAGCAUGUGACCAUGCUGGAUCCUUUUCAAGAGAGAUAUGGCGCCGGGGUCGGAGGACUGUUGUUCCUUCCUGCUCUGUGUGGUGAUUUGUUCUGGUGUGCUGCGGUGCUGAGAGCAUUGGGAAGCUCGUUGGCUGUAGUGGCUGGCGUAGAUCCGGAGAUCAGCAUUGUCGCCUCUGCGCUCUUGGCAGCCGUGUAUACCGUAUUCGGCGGACUGUAUUCCGUCGCAUGCACCGAUGUAUUGCAGUUAGCGUGCAUUGUAAUCGGCUUGGGAGUGUCUGCUCCAUUUUCCGCUCUUCACCCUGCUGUUUCUUUCGAGAAGAACCUAGCACCGCACGAAUGGCUGGGGGAAAUUAAGAACGAGGACCUGGGCGAGUGGGUAGAUUGUAUGCUGUUGUUGGUAUUUGGCGGUAUACCUUGGCAGGGCUAUUUCCAAAGGAUCCUAAGUAUGCGAAGCACAUCAAUAGCAACGGCUCUAUCGAUAGCAUCGAUGUUUGGCUGCAUGAUCCUCGCGUUUCCAUCAGCUUUAAUUGGUGUGGUAGCACGAGCUACUGAUUGGUCAUCCGUAGAAGGAUUUAACAAGAGUAUAAUAGCACAUGAUGGGAAUGUGUUACCGAUUGUUCUUCGAUACCUAACGCCGCAGUGGGUCUCCUUUGUCGGUUUGGGCGCUAUUUCUGCAGCAGUUAUGUCGUCAGCAGAUUCAAGUAUAUUAGCCAGCAGUUCCAUGUUCUCCAGGAACGUCUACAGACUCACAUUAAGGCCAAAGGCAACCGAGAGGGAACUGAAUUGGAUACUCCGGAUAUCUGUUGUCAUGAUCACAGUACUGUCGACUUUAAUAGCGCUCACGGUGGACAGCGUUUAUUAUCUAUCGUACUUGAGCUCUGAUCUUGUUUAUGUGGUGCUCUUCCCGCAAUUAUUAACCGUUAUCCAUUGGCCCUCUCUGGUCGACACUUAUGGAUGUCUCGCGGGUUACUUCGUGGCCGUUGUUUUACGUCUUUGUGGCGGAGAAAGAGGAUUGGGCGUGCCAGCUCUCAUCGAAUACCCUUUCUACGACACGGAAACGCAAUCACAAAAAUUCCCAUUUCGCACCGGUGCCAUGAUCGUGGCUCUAUUUACCCAGCUCAUCACCAGUUUCUUUACAAGAAAUCUUCUUGGUAAAGGUUACUUUCCCCGAUGUUGCGAUGUUCUUAGUGUAUAUUCGCCUGGGAAAUCGAAAGACCAAUCUGGAGUUGUACAAAGCAGCUCUGGUGCCGCUCUAAUGGAUACUUCCUCUGUCAAUAAAUCCACCUCUGGAAUGGACUCGUGCGAUGGGAUCGGACCCGGCAGCUACGACGACGACCGCACUACUUCCAAUUCAGUGGAAGACAUGACUGAUCGGGGAGACAGCGGGACCAUAGCAGCCGAUUCUUACGAUAAAGACACUACCAAGGUCAACAGCGUCGGAUCAGCCGUUCAAAAAGCGAACCAAAGCCUGCAACAUCUUCAAACCUUAAGAAACACCAUCCAUACGAGCUCGAUCAGCGGUAGACAUACUCCAACCCCCAAUCAGUACGCCCCUAUACAGAGCAACGAAGUGUCCAGAGGCCAAAUAUUAGGUGUACGAAACCUAAGGGGUUCCAUGGGUCAAAUGCUCUUACCAACUGAUCGACCAACUAUACCUCCAAAUAACAAUGCAAGCAUAGUGAACGUGCCAACGAAUCCCACUGUAGCUACCCCUAUGACUCCGGGACCUCAUUACACCAAACCUAACGAUGGAUCUUUGUUAAACGAUAAAGCAAGAGAAAACGAGAGGAUCAGUAUCGUGGACAGAGGAAACACGGAAUUCAAUGUCCCAGAUAAUAUGUUGACUACCAUCAACGUUAAGAAAAACGUGAAGGGUGUGAAGCUGGUUGGUAUGGAGGGUGGCACCCUGAGGAGACCAUCGUUACAGGGCACUUUUUCACCGACACCGUCGGUGGAGCUUGUCCACAUCUUGGAUAGGAGACAGAGCAGUAGUUCGUACGGACCUGGAUCACUUUCUCCCGUUCCUAUGGGAGUAGAGGCGUGCAAAACCCAUGGGACAGCAUUAGAGGGACAGGGUGGAAAUGAACAUUGCAGGAUCAAAAGGGGCAUCGUCAGGCAUCAUAGUUUGCGCAGCUUCAAUGACACUGGAGACCGAGCAUUAACGACGUUGGCCAGACAGCCAACGUAUCCAUCGAUGCCAUUGCGUCCUGAAGACUGUCGCAUGACCCUGGCGAAGAAAGAUAGAAGGACGUCGACAAUCGCGCGACACGGUUCCGUGACGACUGAAAAGGAGCUGAGCGGUUGCACGACCGGACUCGUCGUUUGUAGUCCUACUUACAACAUGUACAGCUCGGCUGUGAAGAAUUCCAACUACUUCGUGACUGACGACGAAGCGGUCAGCAGGUUUUAAAUUUGAAGGAAGACGUAUAUUCAAAGGAAGCGAUAUAACUAGCUUGUAAAGUAAAAACGUGAAAUAGGAUCACCACGCCCAGGCUGGCUAAGAAUCAUGAUGGUAUAACUUAGUCCACUGUUAUUUUUCAUAAGCUAGUGUUCUACGUUUAUUAUUGUAAGGAAAUGAUUAUGUUUUUUCGAGUUAUGAAAAAAUACCAUGUGACAAAGAGUAAAGUUAGGACCUGACUUAAAGGUAUAAUAAGAACUGGAAUACGUAACUAAAUUCAAAUUCUCAAAACUUACACCGCUAUGAUUUUCACCUCGCUAAUUGAUCUAGCCGCAGCUAGGGUCAUACACUAAUUUUUAUCAUUGUUAGCAAUUCAGUAAUGAAUCAAAAAAUUUGUGCUUUUAAGAUUUAAUUAAUUUUGAAAUGAUUUACCAACUUUGUCAUAUCGCUUCCUUUAGGUAUACAAUAAGAACCGCGAGCCAAAACGAGAGGACAAUCGAAUUUCGCCUGAUCAAGUCACAAGGCCGAUCGCGUCUUUUUACGAUCCUAUCUUUUUUUCUCUCGAACCAUUGUACAACUACCACUGCCCGACUUUUAUGACUUUUUUUAGGAAAUACCCGUUUUUUAUGGAAAGAGAAAAGGAGAUGCUUUCCUUAGCACAUAGAUAGAUCUCUGGUCCCAUUCAUUCGCUUCAUCAAACAGAUCGUCCAAUUUUGAUAUAACGUCGUUUGUGGUAAUAAAGAAAUUAGUCGUGGUGAAAAAUGCUGUUUGCGAAGAAAGAGUUGCAAGAAAUAUUUGAAACUUUAAACUAUAUAUUUUUCGCUGACAGUAUUUUUAACAUAUUAAAAUUAAAAUUAUUUAACAUAUAAAAAUCACAUCGCUUCAAUUGUUUGAUGACGGACAAAACAAGAUUGUAGUCGAGACCGCAGACGAUUCGUCCACUAAAAUUGACUAAAAACGUCAAGCUAGCGGUAAGAUUUCAGCCAGCGAUCGAUCAGAAAUUCGCAGACCUUAGAUAAAAGCGAGAGGCGUUUCAAACGACGCUGCCCCUCUUGUAAAAUAAUUUAGUUAAUUCACGUCGGCAUUGCGCUUCACGAACUUCGUGAACGAACAUUUCAAUUCAUCACAAACGCGUUUCAAAAGAUGACUAUGAUCUUACCUUUCGUCAUUGCUGUACUUAAUCUAUCACUCAGGAAUAUAGCUUACCUUUUAUCGUUGAUUUUAUCAGAUUUAUCAGACGAACGUGAAAACAACCAUACUUUUCGAUUUUAUAUUUACACUAUAGGGAACAUCCCAUAAAACUUGUAACCUUUAUAUCUCAUCCUUACUCACCAGGGAUCUCCUCUCACCUUUUCACGGAUCUCUCUACGUACGACUGAUAAAUAAGAAAACACGAAAACCUCUAAUCGCACAGUUUCGGAGCAACAAAUCGUUCGAUAGUUGCUAUAAUCCAAGAAUUACUGUGCAUUUCUGACGUGUAUCAUUUGUUUCUGUAAUCCAAUGAAAGACUAAAACUGUAUCUUUCCGUCGAGCUAUUUAUAUACCAUUUUGAAAUUCGAAAACGCCUUAUGUGAUUCACAACACUCUCCCUACUUGGAGUCAAAGUAUCUAAACGAAUUUGAUCCGAAACGAAUUUUCGACGGUUUCGAGUAUUUUUGGUAUACGAGCGAUAAUUUAAAAUAAUUACUGAAUGUUGAAAUACAACAUGCAUUCGUGUCAGAUGGAGAAAAAGUUCAAAAAGAUUAUUCUCGAAAGAAUACAGUUCUAGUCACCCAGGUGUUUACUAGUCGUUAAAAAUCCCCUUUUCAGACUGAUUCAACCAAAGGAACCAAGUAACCCGUUUAUGAAGCGAUUAAUUUUUGUACAAAAGAACACCUGCGAACAUCAUCUUUUUUGCGUGACUUUGUAUAGAUAGAGCGAUUGAUACGUUGAGGACCUUUGGCCAGUUCGUGUAUGAAGGGAAAGGAAAGAGGGGAACCUUCGAGAAACACGAUUAUGCAUUUAGAUAAUUACAGUAAGAGGUAGAUAAUAGACGAUUUAGCUGAUAAUACGGUGAGAAUUGGGGCACGCAGCUCCAUCACUUCUGAUGUCCAGUUCGAAAAGGAGGAAAGAGGAGGAACGUGAGGAGCAGCAUAACUGUGAGAAAUAGAGGCAGCAGCAUGAGCUUCGCUACUCGAAGCCAUUUCGGUUUCGUUUCCAGCGUAAAGAAAAAUUUCAUGUUUCGAUAUACAAGGGCUACAACAAGUAUACGUAUACCAUUGUACUUAUAGCGUUUACGUACUAAUUAAUUAGAUCCAUGUAUAUUAAAUUUCGUAUCAUUUAGUAGUACUUGCGUAUGAUUAUAAAAAUUUGAUACUAUGAAAAUGAAAUGUAGGACCUGAUAAAAAAAAGCAUUAGGAAAUAAGAAUGCGUGAUAAUACUUUCGGUAGCCACUGUAUAUACAUCUCUUUCUGAACCGCUAAAAGUUAUCAUCGAAGGAAAUCACUAUCACAAAUGAAAUUUUAUAGUAGAAUAUACCGUUAUUUUAAAAAUCGCUGAAGUCGGACAAAUGCAAUUAGAUGUUUUAUUCCUAUUCGGUAUUAAAUGAAAGGUAGGAGAGUUAUUAUUUGCAGCGGUUGCAAAUAAUAUUGCUAUUGGAUGGUAUUAUUGGAGGACGAUAAUAUUUAUUAAAACAAAAUUCGCAUGAUGAUUCGCGGAAAUUCAUGAACAUCUAAAUAGUUUAAUUUGAAAUUCCAACAUUAUAUGUCAAUCAAAUUUCUACUUUAAUGUCUAAAUAUACAUAUAUAUGUAUAUAGGUACACCCUUAAAUUUUCUGUAAUUCUACAGUUCUGCAUCUGUAUAAAUCUGUCCUGAAUUUUUACUAAAUUUUAGAAUUUUUUGCGAUUUCUGUAUAUUUGUAUCACUAUAUAGGCAUGCGAAUUCUUAAAUUCCUUAAUUUAUCUUCACAUUACUGAAAAGCUGUGUUUCGAAUUAAUCGUCUACUGAAAAAGAAAGAGAAAAGGAAACAUUAUUUUUCUCUUAGCCGGAAACGGGUCAGGGAUUGGGUAGGGGGAGGGGAAAGGGGUAUGUCAAGGGUUUCCGUUGCUCAACCUACUUUUUCGUACUCGUGAGGGAAGGUUAAGCUGCUGGAUAUAGAACGUCCAAUGUAUUACGUGCAAAUUUAUGAUAUUCCGACGACGAAGAAUAACGAUAUUUUUCCACCGAUUAUACGUCUAGUCUUGUAGGAUUAAUAAACCGUAAACUGUAGUUGUACAAUUAUAUAUAUAUAUAUAUAAUAUAUAUUAUAUAUGUAUAUAUAUUAUAUAUAUAUACAUACACAUGGAGGUUUCUCUCUAUAUUAUAACCAAUGUAACGAUAGUGAGAAUUACAAUGAUACAGAACCUCUGUUGGCUCAAUACCAUAUGCGGCAAACAAACAAUUUUUCGUAGAAUAAACAAUCACCCAACACGCUUCCAGUCCUUUGCACGGUACCGUGUAAUAUCAUGCUAUUUUUCUUAAGAAAUUGUAAGGCGUAGAAACCUGUUUAAUUAUCGUAUCGCUUGGGGAGCGAAGCGAUAAUUAAAGCGGUUCCAUAACUAACUUCUAUACAGAUUCUGCUAUUUUAUAUCAAUUUAAUAAUUGAUAUAAUUAUUAUUUACAGGAAUGAAAUA